CUCAGGUAAGAGGAAGCUACUGCAUGACGGUUAAAAGUUAAUAACAAACGGCGGAUAUCGAAAUUGUCGGUUCAAGAAGUUUGUGACCAUUUCUCAUGACCUAACACCUGCAAUCAGCUAUGAAGGAGAAGGAUCUUGAUAAAGAUACCAUUGUAGCGUACCACGCGUACCUACAGACGCGCAUCCACAACGAGCUGAAUGGCGUGGGACUGGGCCCAGGAUCGCUUCCGUGUCGUAUGGGACUGAUCUGCAUCGCCUUCUCUCUGGCGUCCCUCGUCACGGGUGUACUGGUCAUCACUCUGAGACACAGACAUGUCUACCUGGUGGACUGGUGGCACGCUUUCAUCGGACCAUUCUUCAUCAUUCUGUCACUGAUACUGAUCACGCUAGCUACCUACCUGAUCAUCACAGCCAAGAGACGCAGCAAUCAGUACAGACGAGAACUGUUUUUCCGUCCAAUCGGGGACUAUGGCGUGGCAGUUGUACACAAGAGCACGUUGAUCCAUGAACAGGAGCACAGGUCGGACCUCAAGACUGGCACCACACCACACAGAAAAGUCCUGCCCAGUUCUGAUGCCUUUUCUUCGCGCUCGCGGGACCGCAAGAAGGGCCAUGAGAACCGAGGCUACAGUCACAAUGGUCAGGAGGAUCGUCAUCAGAGGGAUGGCCGAGACAGACGCCAUGAUGAUGACAGAAGACGCCAUGAUGACCGCCACAGAGACAGGGACCGUGAUGACAGAAGACGCCAUGAUGACCGUGAGAGGAGGCGACCCCCAGAUGACAGACGAGAUGACCAUCGCAGGCCUCCCAGAGAUGACAGAGACCGAGGUGACCAUGAGAAAAGGCGACCUCCACCAGAGAAUCGUGAGAGAGGAGAUCAUGAGAAACGACGACCACCACCCGGUGAUCAUGAGAGGGGAAGUCAAGAGAAACGACCACCACCACCAGAGGACGGAGAGCAGAGGACAUCUACUCAGGGCGGUCGGAGAGCAGCAAGGGGAGCGCCAAAGCUUCAAGUUACAGACACCUCUAAGGAUAGUAAACUUGUUUUGGAUGCUGACUUCGGGAAGCCUGCAGAUGACGAGUCCGAGCUGUAGAUGACCUUCACCUUGUUCAUCCAUAGCCAGAUCUGUCUUGUGUAGCAACAGGAAACUGGGAACCACACAUUUGAGAUGCAACUUUCCAAAUUUUAAUUGUAUGUGAACAUAAUUCCAUGGAGUUAAGUGAUGUAUGAUUUCUUCCCAAGUGCUAUUACAAAUAAACUCAUGCUCACAGUACACCACAGUGGGGACCUUCCAGGGGGUGUGCUUGCUGAUUUGUAAGUGAACUGCAAUAGUACUUUACUGUGAGGGAAUCAGCUGGUCGCAGCCAUUCACAGCAAUUCUGAUCACGUUAAUCAUAAUACUGAGUAGGCCAUGAUGUUGGCAUGAUGGAUUUUCUGCAGCCUUGUAUAUAUGUGCAUCAAUUAUAUUGGCAUGUAGUUUCUAUACAUUCUAGGAAAUGAUUUGUGAAUGUAAAAUCAUGUAAAAACUUUCUUAAGUUUAUCUUCUGUAGUUUGUCUGAAUACAUAGUACUGUUUCUAUUUACAUGGUCCAUUUUCAUCUCAAGAAGAAAUUCAAUGACAUUCAUAAAUCUCAAGAUGUACAUCAAGAUAAAAUCAUCCGCAUAUUUUUAUCUCCAUAAUUAUGAUUCAUGUUUAUAAUUGUUAUGUAUCGUUUUAACUGUUUAUGAUUAUAUUGUUAUCUUCAGACAGUGAUGGCAGUAUAUGAACAUAGGAACAUUCCUGUGAGCUCUUGCCGAUUUGAAGCCAUUUUGGAAAAGGGUUCAUCAUACAUUAUUUGAAUGCUCUGACUUUGUUUUGUAACAUAUCAUAACUUUCCAAA
Haliotis rubra (blacklip abalone) is the source of this 1883-nucleotide messenger RNA. Its product is annotated as pre-mRNA-splicing factor 38B-like. The record is from RefSeq and is a predicted model, not a curated record. The transcript is spliced from 6 exons. Lineage: Eukaryota; Metazoa; Mollusca; Gastropoda; Lepetellida; Haliotidae. Bases 120 to 1097 code for a protein of 325 amino acids.